AUGCAGCUACUUGAACAUCAGAAGAUCUAUUAUUUGUUAGAAAUCAACAAGCCAAUGCACAGGAAUGAAGAACUGGCACAUAAGCAGAAAGUUACAGUCUACAAGAUAGCCGAAGUCAAACGAAUAUUGGUGUACUGUAGUGGCUUACUGGUAAUGAUAGGAGAACUUACUCCUCCAAGUGUCGCCUACAAUGAGGCGGCUUCAUCACCAAUGAAUAAUCAGAGCAGAAGGUCCACAUUCGAUGACGAUGCAUUUUUUUCGGCACCCAGAUCAAAAUCUGAAGCUCGCACUCGUCCAAUGUUAAGCCCUCAACAAAUUUUCAUCCGCCAAAUGAGGGUGUCGAUUUUUGUUGGGCUUAUCUGUGCUUUUACGUUUGUUCUUUCAUUGGUUGCCCUUCAGUUCUCAGUGCCAUCAAUUUUUCGAUUUUUUGGUGAUGCCAUUUCCACAGUUUUUGCUGUCUCAACUUGGGUGUCUGCAAUAAUAGUUGGUCUUCUUUCAUUUGGGAUGAGUUGGGCUUUACUCAAUUUGCUUGUGAAAGGUGGGUCGACACUGCCAUUUAAUGUAUGUUCAUUUGUUCAUUCGGGCCUUUCUAGCUGAAC
This is a messenger RNA of Strongylus vulgaris, 599 nucleotides long. The record is from the annotation of a GenBank genome assembly. NCBI's taxonomy places the organism in Eukaryota, Metazoa, Nematoda, Chromadorea, Rhabditida, Strongylidae.